Molecule: messenger RNA, 1115 nt
Organism: Scophthalmus maximus (turbot)
Lineage: Eukaryota; Metazoa; Chordata; Actinopteri; Pleuronectiformes; Scophthalmidae
Product: fructose-1,6-bisphosphatase 1
Exons: 7
Coding region: 84-1109 (341 amino acids)
Biological process (GO): fructose 6-phosphate metabolic process; fructose metabolic process; gluconeogenesis
Cellular component (GO): cytosol; cytoplasm
Molecular function (GO): fructose 1,6-bisphosphate 1-phosphatase activity
Source: RefSeq, a predicted model, not a curated record
AAGUCCUGGAGCGUCGCUCCUCCUCAACUCCCUCUCUCUGUCUCUCUCUCUCUCGGGCCGCAGGGGAACCACCGUCCGCCGCCAUGUCCGACCGAGGAACCUUCGACACCAACGUGGUCACCGUGACCCGGUUCGUGAUGGAGGAGGGCAGGAGGGCGGGGGGCACCGGGGAGCUGACGACGCUGCUCAACUCCGUGUGCACGGCGGUGAAGGCCAUCUCCAGCGCCGUGCGUAAAGCCGGGCUCGCCCACCUCUACGGCAUCUCCGGCAGCACGAACGUGACCGGUGACCAGGUGAAGAAGCUGGACAUCCUGUCCAACGACCUGAUCAUCAACAUGAUCAAGUCGUCCUUCACCUCCUGCGUUCUGGUGUCCGAAGAGAACGACAAAGCCAUCAUCAUAGACCCGGAAACCAGGGGCAAAUACAUCGUGUGUUUCGAUCCCUUGGACGGCUCCUCCAACAUCGACUGUCUCGUCUCCAUCGGCACCAUCUUUGCCAUCUACAAAAAGGCGACGGACGACGAGCCGUGCGAGAAGGACGCCCUGCAGCCGGGCAGGGACCUGGUGGCGGCGGGCUACGCCCUCUACGGCAGCGCCACCAUGAUCGUGCUCUCCACCGGCCACGGAGUCAACGGCUUCAUGCUCGACCCGGCGAUCGGCGAGUUCAUCCUGGUGGACCGGGACGUGAAGAUCAAGAAGCGAGGCAAGAUCUACAGCUUGAACGAGGGCUACGCGAUGCACUUUGAGCCGGCCGUCACGGAGUACCUGCAGAAGAAGAAGUUCCCUCAGCAUUUCCAGGACGGCACCGAGCCUUACGGCGCCCGCUACAUCGGCUCCAUGGUGGCGGACGUUCACCGGACGCUGAUGUACGGAGGCAUCUUUUUAUACCCCGGGAAUGUGAAGAGCCCCAAGGGAAAGCUGCGGCUGCUGUACGAGUGCAACCCCAUGGCCUUCAUCAUCGAGCAGGCGGGCGGCAUGGCCUCCACCGGCUUCGAGAACAUCCUGGACAUCCAGCCGGAGAGCAUCCACCAGCGGGCCCCCGUGGCCCUGGGCUCCCCCGAGGACGUGCUGGAGUACAUCGCCAUCUGCCAGAAACACGCCAAGCAGUGAGACCGA